This is a messenger RNA of Sarcophilus harrisii (Tasmanian devil), 3793 nucleotides long. It is a transcript of the gene CLCN5, whose product is annotated as chloride voltage-gated channel 5. The record is from RefSeq and is a predicted model, not a curated record. Gene Ontology annotation, cellular component: early endosome; membrane; Golgi apparatus. Gene Ontology annotation, molecular function: voltage-gated chloride channel activity. Lineage: Eukaryota; Metazoa; Chordata; Mammalia; Dasyuromorphia; Dasyuridae. Gene Ontology annotation, biological process: transmembrane transport; chloride transport.
GGCCUUUGUCCUGGGGCAUACUCUCCUGACUUCUUGUCCAGAUGAAGGGGAUAGCUUCCUAGAAUGGAUCAGAUGUACUUAGCGGCUGGAAGAGCCACAUUCAAAUCCCACUGUGACCCUGAUUAACUUGGGGACCUUGAAUGAGGCAGAAGCCACUUCCUUCCUUUUUCAGGAGUUCCGGGUCCUCAUGCUACCCCCUGGUCGUUCAGAGACACACCUGGACUGGUGACUCCCAAGAUUCCGAGAGUGACGCCAUGGACAAUCCGGGCUUUCGGAGAGGGAGCUUCAACAGCUUCCGCAGCAGCAGCAGUGAUGAAGAUAUGGUGGAGAUUUCGGGGACCACCUUGGACUUCUCCAUGACAGAUGACGUCCCUCCGCUUGACAGAGACCUGGGAGAGUUCAUGUCAUACAAUGGAGGAGAGACGAAUGUUCCAAAUAAGAUGAUGGACUUCUUAGAGGAGCCUAUCCCCGGAGUGGGGACCUAUGAAGACUUCAAUACCAUCGACUGGGUGAGGGAGAAAUCCAGGGACCGCGACAGGCACCGAGAGAUCACCAAUAAAAGCAAAGAGUCUACCUGGGCCCUAAUUCACCGUGUGAGUGAUGCCUUUUCGGGCUGGCUGCUGAUGCUGCUUAUUGGGCUCUUGGCAGGUUCCCUCGCUGGCUUGAUAGACAUCUCUGCUCAUUGGAUGACGGACUUGAAGGAAGGCAUAUGCUUGAGGGGCUUCUGGUUUAACCAUGAACAUUGCUGCUGGAACUCAAAACAAGUCACUUUUGAAGACAGAGACAACUGCUACGAGUGGAACACCUGGUCCGAGCUGAUCAUCGGCAAGUCCGAGGGAGCCUUUGCCUACAUCCUCAAUUAUUUCAUGUAUGUCCUCUGGGCCCUCCUCUUACGCCCUUCUGGCCGUCUCCCUCGUCCAGUGUUUGCACCCUAUGCCUGUGGCUCUGGAAUCCCUGAGAUCAAGACAAUUCUGAGCGGUUUCAUUAUUAGAGGCUAUUUGGGAAAGUGGACACUGAUCAUUAAAACCAUCACUCUGGUGCUGGCAGUAUCAUCUGGCUUGAGCCUGGGCAAAGAAGGCCCCCUCGUCCAUGUCGCGUGCUGCUGUGGAAACAUCCUGUGCCACUGUUUCACCAAGUACAGGAAAAAUGAAGCCAAGCGCCGAGAGGUGUUUUGUGUCGUAGCGGCAGCAGGUGUUUCUGUAGCCUUUGGGGCUCCCAUUGGCGGGGUGCUGUUUAGCCUGGAAGAGGUAAGGCAAAUGUGAUCGUUAUUAUUUCCCCUCAAAACAUUGUGGCGGUCUUUCUUUGCUGCUCUGGUGGCAGCAUUUACUCUGCGUUCCAUCAACCCUUUUGGGAACAGCCUCGUUCUGUUUUAUGUGGAGUUUCACACUCCAUGGCAUCUCCUGGAGCUCGUGCCAUUUGUGCUCUUGGGGAUCUUUGGGGGCCUCUGGGGAGCCUUCUUUAUCCGAGGCAACAUCGCCUGGUCGAAGCGUAAGAACACCCAGCUAGGCAAGUAUCCAGUGCUGGAGGUACUUAUUGUAACGGCCGUCACGGGCAUCCUGGCUUUCCCCAACGAGUAUACACGCAUGAGUACCAGCGAGCUUAUUUCCGAGCUUUUCAAUGACUGUGGCCUCCUGGAUUCCUCCAAGCUCUGUGACUAUGUGAGCAACUUCAAUACCAAAGGGGACCAGCUGCCGGACAGGGCUGCCGAAGGGGUCUAUACGGCUGUGUGGCAGCUCUCUCUGGCUCUCGUCAUGAAGAUUCUUAUCACUAUCUUCACCUUUGGGAUAAAGGUCCCUCUGAGUCUCUUCAUUCCAAGCAUGGCUGGCGCCAUAGCUGGGAGACUCCUAGGCGUGGGAAUGGAACAGCUAGCUUUCUAUCACCACGACUGGCCCAUCUUCAGCGGUUGGUGCAGCCAAGGAGCUGACUGUAUCACCCGCCUUUAUGCCAUGGUCGGCGCAGCAACCUGCUUAGGUGGAGUGACACGUAUGACUGUGUCCCUAGUCGUCAUCAUGUUUGAACUCACCGGAGGUUUGGAGUACAUCGUGCCCCUGAUGGCCGCAGCUAUGACCAGCAAGUGGGUGGCGGAUGCCAUUGGGCGGGAGGGCAUUUACGAUGCCCACAUUCGCCUCAACGGUUACCCGUUCUUAGAAGCGAAGGAAGAGUUCACCCAUAAAACUCUGGCAAUGGAUGUGAUGAGACGUCAGAGUGACCCGACGCUCAUGGUCCUCACACAGGACAGCAUGACCGUGGAGGACGUGGAGACGCUGAUCAGCGAGACCACCUACAGUGGCUACCCAGUGGUCGUGUCUCGAGAGUCUCAGAGGCUGGUGGGCUUUGUCCUCAGGAGAGACCUCAUCAUUUCAAUUGAAAAUGCUCGGAAGAAGCAGGAUGGCAUUGUGAGCACAUCCAUCAUCCAUUUCACGGAUCACUCGCCUCCACUGCCUCCACACGCCCCGUCACUCAAACUUCGCAACAUCCUGGACCUAAGUCCUUUCACGGUCACGGACCAAACGCCCAUGGAGAUCGUGGUGGACAUAUUCCGAAAACUAGGGCUUCGCCAGUGUCUGGUCACACACAAUGGGCGGCUUCUGGGAAUUAUUACCAAAAGGAUGUAUUGAAGCACAUAGCCAGAUGGCCACCAAGAUCCUGAUUCCAUACUUUUCAACUGAAGUUCCAGAUCUGCACUGGGGAUCCACCAACUAGAAGAUGGGACACUAUUGCAAUUGUUCAGAAAACCCAAGUACCCAGUGCAGUGACGGGAGCAUUUCCCAUUUGGAAUGAGGCUGACAAUCACAUAUUGUUGGUGACUUCCCUCCCAGCUAACCCAUUGCACUACAGAAUCUUCUCAUUUGGAGAGCAUGCUCCCGAGGCAUUUGGGAAGUUACAUUGCAAAGAUUUCAUGAAGGAGUCAAAGAAAAUUGCCAUAGGAGGAUGCUCUUCCUUCCCUUCCUCUCCCUUCUUUUCCUUCCUUCCCUCCCCUCCCUUCCUUCCCCUUCUCUCUCUCUCUCUCUCUCUCUCUCUUUCUCUCUUCAUUCCCUCCAUUUGUUACCCUUCUCUUUUUCCCCUUCCUUCCCCUUCUCUUUUCUUUCUCCUUCCUUUUCUUACCCUUUUUCCUUCCCCUUCUCUCUCCUUCCUUCCCUAUCCUUCCUUCCCCUUCUCUUUUCCCUCUUUUUUUUUAAUAAGAUCUUUAUUUUUUUAACUUUGGUAACUAAUGAUUAGCCAGCUCAGCCAUCACUAAAACCUCUGCAAAGGAACCUCUUGGCCCUUGGCCCCCUCCCUGGUCUUUGGUCCUUUUGGGGUCCAGACCCACCAAGUCAGAGCUCUGUUCGGGUUUGUCGACAGCCGGGAAGAAGCGAGGAGUCCCGUGGGAUUCUCCGCAGCUUGGGGGAGGGGUGCAUUUCCAACAGGUGGUCCUGUGCCUGUUAAACUAUUUAAUGGGAUUCCAGAUUCUCGUUGUCCCCACAUAUAGGGUGUAGGUGGGGGAUGGGAAAAGCUCGCCCGCCUCUCUUUGUGGGAAAUUCCUGGAUCCUCCCAGAAUGCUGCUUGAUUCACCCUCUUGCUGUACGCAUGGGGAGGCCCUUCUGUAGCUUGCUUACUUGUUGCUCACACUACUUAUAUCAAGAGCAAAAAUGUUAUAUAGCUUUCUCUCUGCCUGCAAAAAGGCUCCCUCUUAAUCAGCUAGAUUUGUAAACAGCAGCAAAAAUGAUUUCUUCCUUGUUCCUGAAACAAAUGCCAUGUGACAAUUGAUUCAUUAAAGGACGUUGGGAGAAUAAAAGCUUUUGUGGAGAUGUGA